AUGUAUAUCGAUUUUGGUACGUAUGAGUUUGAUAAAGCAAUCGAAUUACUUGACAAUGAAAUACGAUUACAAAAGAAAAAACGUAAAGAUGCUAAAGAAACUGCUAAAAUGAAAAAGAAAAUUGAAAUAGAUAAUCAAAAAAAGGAAAACGUAAACGAAGAAGUUGAAGAUUAUCAUCAUGAAAUAGAAGAAACAAUAAACUUCGAUAGUAUUUUUAAUUGGGAUGAGAAUGUUGUACGAAAUUUUCUCAUAAAAAAAAAUCUUUCGAAUUUGUUACCACUUUGUAAUGGAAUUAAUGGAGAUGAAUUAAACUACUUAUAUGGUAUGUGCAGAAGUAAUUCAAUGUUGAUGUACCAUUCAUUAAAAUUUGAACUUUUAAAACUUCAUGAUAAACUUUUACCAAUUUCUACUUAUCUUCAUUUUCUUAGUUGUUUAGAUGCUGUUGGUGCUUAUGAUUUACCUUUAAAUCUAUGCAUUGAUAGGGAAUAUUUGGAAGAACAUGUACAAGAUGAUAAAUAA
Messenger RNA from Rotaria sp. Silwood2, 519 nucleotides. NCBI's taxonomy places the organism in Eukaryota, Metazoa, Rotifera, Eurotatoria, Philodinida, Philodinidae. The record is from the annotation of a GenBank genome assembly.